UGCAUGGUGGCCUCAGUCUAACGGCGAAUCUAACUUGGAUUGUGCUCGUUAAGCGAAUAAGGAAGUAACGAUGAGGUUGUUUCUUUCAUUGAGCGUUCUCGCCCUGGUGGGCUUUUCAUUAGCUGAGAAACGUUGCGCACUAUCACCAACCACAGCAAGCGGAUCAGCAGUUCAAGGCAAUGUCUUUUGCUCAGGAGAUUUGAUUUUCGAGGAUAAUUUUGAUUGGUUAGAUCAAGGCAAAUGGCAACAUGAAGUUACUUUGGGAGGUGGUGGCAACUGGGAAUUCCAAUGGUAUGUAAACGACCGCAGGAACUCAUACGUCCAGGAUGGUGUGCUCCACAUCAAACCCACCUUAACCUCUGACAUCUAUGGAGAAGGUUUCUUGACCUCCGGCACUCUUAACCUUGGCGCUGAAUGUACCAAUGGUGAAUGGUUUGGUUGCGAACGUACCGGCUCAUACGAGCACAUUCUCAACCCCAUCCGUAGUGCCCGUAUGCGUACCUUGAACUCAUUCAGCUUCAAAUACGGACGUAUUGAAAUCCGUGCUAAAUUGCCUGCUGGAGAUUGGUUGUGGCCAGCUAUUUGGAUGCUUCCCACCCACAAUGUUUACGGAAUAUGGCCAAGAUCUGGUGAAGUUGAUAUCAUGGAAUCACGUGGUAAUCGCAACUUGGUCUCCAGUGCUGGUGUUCCAAUUGGCCCAGAACAAGUUGGUGCCACCAUGCAUUUUGGACCAGACUAUACUGCCAACGGAUGGCCAACCGCUCAUUUCGAAAGGAACUCAGGUGCAGGACAAGGCUUCAAUAAUGAUUUCCACCGUUAUCAAGUGGAAUGGGCUCCAGACCACUUCACUUUCAAGGUUGAUGAUGUUGAAUUGGGAACUGUUUGGGUUGGUAGUGGUUUCUGGGAUCGUGGUGGUUUCUCCCAAAAUACUCCAUGGUUCGAAAAUCCAUGGAAGAACGGUGCCAAUGAUGCUCCAUUUGAUCAACAAUUCCAUAUCAUCAUGAACUUGGCCGUUGGAGGUAUCAACUUCUUCCCUGAUGAUGCCCAUAAUCCAACCAGCAAACCAUGGCACAACGAAUCACCAAAUGCUAUGACUCAAUUCUGGAAUGGUCGCUACAACUGGUUGAGCACCUGGAACUACAAUACUGGCAAUACCGAUUCUCACCUACAAGUUGAUUAUGUCCGUGUUUGGGCCCUCUAAACACUAACUUAGAAUAACUGGAAAAUAAACGGAAUUCGUGAAAAAA
Molecule: messenger RNA, 1247 nt
Organism: Hermetia illucens (black soldier fly)
Lineage: Eukaryota; Metazoa; Arthropoda; Insecta; Diptera; Stratiomyidae
Product: beta-1,3-glucan-binding protein-like
Exons: 4
Coding region: 71-1201 (376 amino acids)
Biological process (GO): carbohydrate metabolic process
Molecular function (GO): hydrolase activity, hydrolyzing O-glycosyl compounds
Source: RefSeq, a predicted model, not a curated record